Molecule: messenger RNA, 562 nt
Organism: Jatropha curcas
Lineage: Eukaryota; Viridiplantae; Streptophyta; Magnoliopsida; Malpighiales; Euphorbiaceae
Source: RefSeq, a predicted model, not a curated record
UAUAGUACAAAUUCUUUUACAUGAUUUCCCAAAUUUAAUCAAGUAAGGUGGGAUAGUUUCUUCUUGAACAGCUUCAUCUCUAAUUCAGAUGCCAUCUCUCAUUUCUAUUUUCCACCUCUGCUCUUCAUUUCCAGAUCGGCUUGAUAUCACAUUCUAUCUUGGUUUUACCUGAUAAACUCUAUUAUACCAAAUUGAAUGCAGAGUCAUGUAAAAGAGAUCAUACUUUACUGGGUUAGGGUGCCAGAGGAAAUGCCGUUGAACCUUUCUGACACCAAGUUGCAUCUGAGAUACUUCUCUUUUGGUAUUGAAAGUAAUAUUUCUUUCAGGUUGGGAAUGUCUUUCUCAGAAAGGAUUACUGAGAAUGCGCUCCAAUCUAAGACAUCAAAAAAUGGCGGAACAAAAUUAUCAGAUAUAAUUACAGGGACACAUUCAUAAAAGAUGGAUUCAACCACUCUUGGGCUGUUGACCUCGUAGCCCCUGGGGCAGAUGCAAUACUUGCUGCUCUUCAUGUGCUGGAUGUAAUUCAUUUUGCUUGCAACACCAGGAGGCAUAGGACCAAAAA